Triticum turgidum subsp. durum (durum wheat) is the source of this 1611-nucleotide messenger RNA. The record is from the annotation of a GenBank genome assembly. NCBI's taxonomy places the organism in Eukaryota, Viridiplantae, Streptophyta, Magnoliopsida, Poales, Poaceae.
AUGGAGGUCGUCCGCACCGUCGGGAGUGUAGCGGGGUGCAUCAACAAGCUGGUUAACCUUAUAGAGAAACACAAGAAGCGCGCCCGCGACCUCACCGGGGGCCUCAAAUCCAUGAAGGCUGAUUUCGAUAUCAUAAUGGAUCUGCGCUUGGAAAAAGAGAAGCAGAAGCUGCAGCUGACACCGGGAAUGCAAUUGCAGCUGCAGGAGCUGGCUUAUGAUAUCGAUGACUUCGUGCAAGGUCUCUGGGUUCCCGGACCAUGUAGCUCCUUCGUCCUCGCAGCGACCGGGUGGGACUCUCGUGCUCUGCUUAUUGAUCGCAUCGGAGAUUUCAAGGAACGCAUCAAGAAUCUCAAAGAUGAGCUGCCAAAGGGAUUUGAACCAGUGCCGAUCGCAGGAGCUUCAACACCAGCCGGCUCAUCUUCGUCAGCUGGAUCCCCUGUUUCUUGUGCUCAAGAGCUAGAUCUCGUGGGCAUUGAGGGUCCCAAACUGGAGAUUCAAAAGCUGCUCUCCCUAGGCAUUGAGCCCCAUCGAGGGAGAUUAAGCGUCAUCUCCAUUGUGGGAUGCAGCGGCUCCGGAAAGACUGCCCUCGCAAGGGCGCUCUAUCAAGACGAUGCUGUCACCAAGAAUUUCCAUUACAAGGCAUGGGUUGUGGCAUCUGACCACAACCCUGCGGACAUUCUAAGCAAGAUUCGCCAGCAAGUUAGACCGACAUCAACACUUGGAAGUAACUCUGAAGAUGAUUCAGACCACUUCCAGAAGAACAAAAGGUACCUGGUCUUUGUCGAUGAUGUGCAGCGAGUGACAUCAUGGAAGGACAUAAGUAAUGCAUUCCGUGAAAAUGUCAUGGACAGCAGAAUCAUUGUGACCACAAGUGUUCCUUCUGUCGCCAGGGCACGCAGCUCAGGCAGUUAUAUGUACACAGUGAAAGGACUUGACAUGGAAAAUUCAAGAAGACUAUUUUGGGCAAAGUUCUGGCAAGAUGAUGGCUACUCAGCGGAAGAUGAAGCUGGCUUGUGCAACAAUGAUAAUGUUGAUAUCAUCAUCAACAAAUGUGAUGGCUUGCCGAUGGCGUUGAUCAGCGCAGCUAAAUAUUUGAGAGAGAAAGGACCAAAUCCAACAGUCGAAAAUUUUAAGCAAGUGAGCCAAGAACUUCGCGAUUGUCUGGCAUGUUGUGAGACCACCUCUGAGGAUUUCUCAGCAUUUGCACAAAUGAGAAAGGCGCUUGUCGAACCCUACGAGAAGCUCAAACAUGGUGAGAAAGAGUGCUUACUUUAUGUAAGCAUAUUUUCCCAUGGCCAUCAGACAACCACCAAGAGUCUCGUCAGAAGAUUAAUAGCUGAAGGAUUGGUUCCCAGGGACGAUGAUGUAAUAAAAGAUUCAGAGUCGGUUGUUGGAGAUGUCCGUGAGUGUUUGAGAAAAUUAAUGGACCAUAGUAUGAUUGAGCCUAUUCCGGUUCGCAACUAUACCAAUGUUGCUAAGAGGUGCCGAGUGCAUAGUAUAAUGCUGGAGUUUACCAUCAAGAAGGCUGUGUCCAGAAACUUUGUGAGUCUGAUUCACGAGGAGAAGGCUCUGCGUAGUAAAACUGGCAAAGUCCGCCCAGUCCAGCCCUGA